AGAAUCUGCUCACUCAGAAGAGUGUAUAUCAAGCCCCUGGUUGAAUUUCCAUUUAAAAAAAAAGAAGAGAUUAAGUGGAGAAUGGAGAGGAAGGUUGACUCCAGGUCUUUUAGGAAUGGUGCAGUUAAGAAAUUUUAUUCUCCAAAGAUACUGUCCGACAAGAAGUCUUCUGCCUUCCCUGGGAUCCGGAGUGCGAUACCUCGUUCCGGCCAUCCAGGGCACCAUGCUCGGACCCAAAGGGGUCGGUUAAAAGAAUUGCGCAUCAGAUGUGUGGCCAGGAAGUUCUUGUAUUUGUGGAUUCGAAAAACUUUUGGAAGAGUAUUUCCCUCUAAAGCCAGGUGUUACUAUAAGCAAAGGGUGCUCCGGAAGGUCUUUGAAGAAUGGAAAGGAGAGUGGUGGGUUUCCCAGCGGGAGUGGAAGCUCUGUGUUCGAGCAGACUGUUACUACAGGUAUUACUUGUACAGCCUGAUGUUCCAGACCUGGAGGACCUACGUGCACCAGCAGCAGGGCAUGAGGAACAAGUACACGAGAGCCGAGAACUACGAUGCAAAGCAAAAGAUGCGACGGGCCUGGAAGUCCUGGUUGAUCUACGUGGUUUUUCGAAGAACCAAAUUUCAGAUGCAGACCACCGCCCUGGAGUUUAGGCAGCGGAGCAUUUUGUGGGCGUGGUGGAGCGAGUGGAGGCGGCAGCUGGGACAGGUCCGGGUGGGACGUGCUCUCUGUGCCUCAGCUGUGAAGCACAGGGCCCUGAGCCUCAAGCUGCAGGCUUGGUCACGGUGGCAGGAACAGCUCCUGCAUGUCCAGAGAGAGAGACAGAAGCUGGUCUGUGCAGUGAAACACCAUCGGCACUGGCAGAAGUGCAGAUGUCUGAAGGCCUGGCUUGACUACCUGCAGGCCCGGAGGGUAAAGAGACAGCAGAACGAGAUGGCUGAGCGAUUCCACCGCGUCACAGUGCUUCAGACGCACUUCUGUGAUUGGCAGUGGGCCUGGCAGCGGAGGCAGAGCUGGCACGCUCACCACGCCCGGGUGCAGGCGCUGGCCGGCAGGGUGGCGCUGCGGCGGGCCUUCACUCACUGGAAGCACUACGUGCUGCUGUGUGCAGAGGACACUGCCCGGUGGAAGCGGGCAGAGGAGCACUGUCGGCGCCGCUUGCUGCACUUCUGCUUCAGAGCCCUCAGAGGCAACGUGACCCGCGCCCGCCUCCAGCGCAUGAGAAGGAAUCUCGCUCACCAGCAGCACGACGUCGGGCUGCUGCGCCGGUUUUGGAACCUCUGGCAGUCUCGGAUCGAGCAGAGGGAGGAGCGAGAGCAGCGCCCCUUACUGCAGGCUGCCUGGGACCACCACAGAAGAACAUUGCUACGCAGGUGUGUCAGGUGGUGGUUACAGCGUAUGCAGAAGAGGCGAGACAAGGAGCUGCUACAGGCCAGAGCAGACAGGCACUUCCAGCAGAGAACCCUGCCCGCAGCCUUCCAGGCGUGGAGGAGACUGUGGCGAUGGCGCCUGCAGGAGAGUGUCCUGGAGGCCAGAGCAGCACGCUUCCACAGGGAGACAUUAGAGAAGCAAGUAUUUGCUAUUUGGUGGCAGAAGAUGUUUCGGCAUCAAGAACACCGCUUGGCAGAGAGAAUGGCCAUCCUUCACGCGGAGCGGCAGCUCCUGUGCAGGUGCUGGUCCACAUGGCACCGGCGGGCGGCAGCACAUCGCCAGGAGCAGCAGUGGCAAGCAGUGGCCCGUGCCCACCACCGCCAGGCGAGUCUCAGGACGGCUUUCUCCACUUGGAGGGAGAGCGCCCAAGGGCUCAGAUCAGAGAAGACGGGCGGGGUGCUGGCGGCAGCGUUCCUCUCAGCGCGGCUCCUGCGCGGGGCCUGGCACAGGUGGAGGCAGUGCCUGACCCUGCGGGGCACCGAGCGGCAGAAGCUGAUGCGCGCAGACCUGCACCACCAGCACACCCUGCUGCACCGGGCACUGCACACUUGGAGGGCUUACCAGAGCCGCGUGCGGAGUGUCCUUCAAGAGGUGGCGGCCAGGGAGAGCCAGCACCAGAGGCAGCUGCUGCGGUGUGUGUUACGUCGCUGGAGGGAGAAUGCAGCGGCCUGCGUGGAGGAAGCAAGGAAAACCUCUCGAGCGAGGGCUCACUACCGAAGGGGCCUGUGCCUCAAGGUCUUGACCCGGUGGCGGGAGGCUGCGGCGGUGCAGAUCUACCGCCGGCAGCGGGCGGACUGUGCCCUCCGGGAGGCUCAGCGGGUGCUGGCGAGGGGCUGUCUCAGGACCUGGUUUCGGCGCUGGCGGGCCCGGGGCCGGAGGGCAGCCCAGCAGCGAGCCCAAACUCACAGUACCAGUCGGGUGCUGGGUGGUCUCGGGUCCUGUGGGCACACGGUUCAGGAGCCUCCAGGCAUGGCUGCGGGGACCGAGCACUGGAAGCAUCUCCCAUGCAUGUGUCCUCUCUUCCAGCUGCUGCAGCGGCGGGGCACCCAGCUCCGGGCCCAGAUACUCAGCCGGUCCUGCUUCCGCCAGUGGCGACACCAGCUGGAGAACAGGCGGCAGGAGCAGCGGGACACAGCUCGGGCCCUGUGGCUCUGGGCCUUCUCGCUUCAGGCAAAGGUGUGGGCUGCGUGGCUGGGCUUCGUACUGGAGAGGAGGAGGAGGAAGGCGAGGCUGGAGCGGGCGGUGCAGGCCUACCACCAGCAGCUCCUCCAGGAGGGCGCCACCUGCCUCCUGCGGUUCACAGCGGACAUGAAGGCCCUCCGGCAGCAGCUGCAUGCCCAGCAGCAGGUGCAGGUGGCCCAUAGCCUCCACCGGGCAGUCCACCGCUGUGCCAUGCUCUGGAAACAGAAGGUGCUGGGCCCCGGCCGGGCGCCUCCCCCCACCUCCACUGUGCCCAGCAGGAGAGUGACAUUCAGGGGCCCCCUUCCCAACCACAUCAGCGCUGCUGCUGGAGAUGCCGCCCCGGAGACCAGGAGGCCUCGAGCCCCUCGCGGGCCACAGGGCGCUCUGGGUAGCCUGGCCCUGGAUGCCGGGGACCCCCCACUCCUGGAGCUCAGUGCCGUCCGCUCCGCAAGGAAGCAGCCACGACGUCCAAACUUCUUGUUGGAGCCUUUGCAGAGCCAGAGGCCCCUGGGGGGUGGCAGCCUCGGGGGACGGGGGCCUGAGACGCCGAGGGAGCGAGACCUAGGCCUGGCCUCGCCCACAGGCUCUCCCCUGACGAGGCCCUUCUCAGAAAAGGCCCAGACAGUCUUGGUCCCAGGCACCGCCCUGCCCCAGCCUGGGGCCCUGCCAAGCGCCUCUGGCCUGAAGUUGGUGCCCAUGGCGAGUACAGGCCCGCAGUUGCUGCCCCCUUCCUCCUUCAUGCCCUGUGGGGUGGGCACACCCACUGAGGAAGGCUUGAAGCAGCUGCUUGGAGCAGUGCUCAGCCAGGCUCAGCAGAGUGGGCCAGACUGUGAAGGUGUGGGGUGCUUGGCGUCAGCCCUGGAGGAAGGGCAGGGCCGGGACACUGCAAAGCCCAGCUCUUGUCCCAGCCUUCUCCAGCUUCUCUGCUUAGUGUCCAUCCUUCCUUUACAGGCAUCAGCAUGGCUGACCUCCCCUGGCCUUAUGCCCCAGGCCCCUCUAUCCCUGGCCAGCGUCCCCGACCCCUGUCCGCUCCUUCCUGAGGCCGUCACAGGUGGGCACCUGAGAUCUGUCAGCGCCUGGGUCCCCUCCAUUCAGCCUGAGCCCAGCUGGGAGCGUGGACAAGUUCAUUGUCCUGUUGCCCUGGGCCACAGUGACCUGGAGGCUGAGCUUGAGAGCAUCCAGCGGCAAUUGCAGGACUACCAGAGCAUGAAGCAGAGCCUCCGGUCCUACCAGCGGCAAGCGAGCAGCCUGCGCCGGUGGCUGGAGCUGAGCCGGGAGGAGCCCAGGCCCGAGGACCAGGAGGCUGAGCAGCAGGUGCAAGAAGAGCUGCAGGAGGUGGAGCUGCAGGCCCAGCAACUGGCUGCAGAGCUCCAGGCCCAGCCAUAUGCCCCUGAACCAACAGCAGCAACUUCCCUGUAUUUAAUGGAGGGCUGGAUGGCGGGGAGGGGACGACAACGCAAGCUCUCCCCGUGUGGCCAUGACUACCUGCCUGCCCCAUUCACACGAGACACCAGUCAGGGGGUUCAGUGA
Molecule: messenger RNA, 4134 nt
Organism: Myotis davidii
Lineage: Eukaryota; Metazoa; Chordata; Mammalia; Chiroptera; Vespertilionidae
Gene: SFI1
Product: SFI1 centrin binding protein
Exons: 34
Coding region: 82-4134 (1350 amino acids)
Molecular function (GO): phosphatase binding
Source: RefSeq, a predicted model, not a curated record